Messenger RNA from Scylla paramamosain (green mud crab), 2812 nucleotides. Its product is annotated as single insulin-like growth factor-binding domain protein-2. The transcript has 3 exons. Gene Ontology annotation, biological process: regulation of signal transduction; regulation of cell growth. The record is from RefSeq and is a predicted model, not a curated record. Gene Ontology annotation, cellular component: extracellular region. NCBI's taxonomy places the organism in Eukaryota, Metazoa, Arthropoda, Malacostraca, Decapoda, Portunidae. Gene Ontology annotation, molecular function: insulin-like growth factor binding. The coding region runs from base 773 to 1204 and encodes 143 amino acids.
GACGUGGUGCGUGUGAGUGUGUUUCGGGUGUGCAUACAUGGAGGACGGAGGCGCGCGCGCGUGUGUGCGUGUGUGAGGGACAAGAGGCAUCGUGCGUCCCCGCCAGUGCCAUUCGCUUGCACGGCUCAGCGCUACCCGCCGGCGACGCCCUCUCUCACAAGUCGGGGGAAAGGGGGAGGGGUUAGUGCUAUGUGAUAACGCUGCCGACGCCUCCUCCUCCUCCUUUCCCCACCCCUCCCAGGCCUCCAGCCCCCUCCCCCCUUCCCCUCCUCCCCCCCCUCAGGACAACAGCCGCAGUAGGAGAGGCAGGUGACGCAGCCUCCUCUUCGCCGUCUCCCGCAGCCAGUUCACUUGUCCUUCCAUCCCUCCCACCCUCCCACCGCACCCUCCCUCCCUCCCUUCCUCCCACGCCUAGGGGAAAGGAGCGCCUGUGACGGAGCGAGAAGAGAGGAGUGAAAGGAAAGAGAGAAAGAAAAAAAGUGAGACAAAGAGCGAAAGAGAGGUGAGGCUGUGGCACGUACGACCAACCAAGUGGUGAACGAAGACCAAUAAGUUAAAUCAGAUGUCCCUCGCCACAGCGGGCGGCACCACUACCACCACCACCACCAUCACCACCAUCCCCACCACCAACAACAACAAAAACACCACCACCACCACCGCCGUUAACCCUGCCGCCGCCUCCAGUAGCCCAUACCAGCGUCCCAGCAGUGGUCUUGCAGCCCGCCCCUGCUAAACGGGGCAGUCCUACCCUCGCCAACCCUGUGAGGUCACCAUGAAGUGUCUCCUCCUCAUCCUCGCCUUGGUCGCCGCCCUGCUGCCCAGCACGCGGGGCCUGUCCUGCCUGCCGUGCCGGGAGGUGACCUGCGAAUUGCCUGCCGCCGUCACGCGCUGCCCCUGGGGACUCGUGCUGGACAUGUGCGGUUGUUGCUACGUGUGCGGCAAGGGACCCGGUGAGACGUGCGGCGGGCAGUGGGCGUGGCACGGGCGCUGCGGUCACACCCUGGACUGUCUGAAGCCGCACGAGGCCCCAGGCAGCGGCAGGGAGCACGAUCGAGCGGCGGUGGGCGGCGGCAAUGCCCUGGCGCUGCUCAACAUGGAGGAGCCGGCCAGGUGCUACCGACGGAGGGAUUCUGUGGCCGACAGUAUAAGCACCUUCUUCGCGUGGUUCUCCUCUCUCUUUAGAAAUGGGCCGAGGGAUGACUGAAGGAAGGAAGGAAGUAAUUGUUUUCAUCUUCCUUCACACCUUGUUUUCAUUUUCUUUCCUUUUUUUUCGCGGGUCUGUUAAUAUUUGGUUAUGACUGUUUGUGUGAUUAAUUGUUUUCUCAUUCUUCUUCAACUACUACUGUUCCUUCUUUUUCUCCUCCUCCUGCUCCUCCUCCUUUUCUGUGUGUCAGUAAGGUACGGUACAGUAAAGCAUUGGUGUGAUGCGAAGAGGACAAGACCAAAAGAAUCUGAAGCUUUGAUGCAGUAAAUGAACCUUCGAGAAAUACUGGUGUGUGUGUGUGUGUGUGUGUGUGUGUGUGAGAGAGCCAUAACCGAGGACGUCUAGGGCUUUAGCAAUGUAUACAUAGCUAUGGAUACAUAAUACAGAGACAGGAGGACGUGCUGCACUCUGUAGGAGCACACGGCGACGUCUCCUGCUCAUAAUAUUGUGUAAUAGUAACUUGUAGUCUACGAAAUGUAAUAAUGGCUGCAGUGACGCCAUCUUGCUUCUUUAUUCUUUGUUUGUGUUACUGCUGUUCGUCAUAUUAUUGUUAUUAUUAUUAUUAUUAUUAUUAUUAUUAUUAUUAUUAUUAUUAUUAUUAUUAUUACUAUUACUAUCAUCAUUUCUAUUGUUAUUAUCUUAUUCGCGUCUAGUAUCAUCCCAGUAUUAGUGUCCAAAUGUACCUGCUCCAUUUUUGUGCUGGGGUUGGGUUGACCCUUGUGCGGUGUUCCUACUACUACUACUACUACUAUUACUACUACUACUACAAGGCCGGUUAAUAUUUUCACGAAUUAUAAAAAUGUCAUUACCAGGUCACGUUUAUGCCCAUCUGUAGUGCAUGCAAAAGGUUAUUAGUGCAGUAUUGGUUUCCAGUGUGAUUGUAGUGCUAAUAAGAAUGAAAUUACUUCUAUGAAAAAUACAGGUGAAGGAACAAUAGGGGCCCUCGGAAUGUAGAGGUGCUUAUAAUCCACUCAAGGCUAAAACCGACCCUGAAUAUUACUACUACUACUACUACUACUACUACUACUGCUGUUUAUGUUCCUGCUGCGUCUAUGUUUAGUACUUCCACUGCUACCACGAGUACAUACUGCUUUACCACAACUACUAGCAAUACAACUACUAUUAUUGUCAUCAGCACAACUACCACCACCUAUCAUGACUCACCCACCACUAACCCUACUCCUACUACUACUACUACUGCUACUACUACCAUUACUACUCCCACCGCUGUCAAUCGCACCACCAACACACACACUAUUAUCACACAGCCCUCACAACUCACCCCCCCAAACCUCACCCCGGUGCACCUCGCCUUCACCUUCACCUUCACCGCCGCGCUCUCCCUCCUAUUAAAACACGGCACACAAAAACUGACCCACAUGACAACACUCGGAAGGAUCUGACAGCAGCAGCAGCAGCAUCAACAGCUUUCACCUGCAUCACUCCCCUCGGCACCUCCUCCAGGCAGCUCUUCCCCAGCAGUACUGUAUUAUUAUUCACCAUCACUGUAUUAUAAUGUAUUAUUCACCUUAGCGUAGAAGUGUAAUAAUAAACGUUACCUAAAGAGAAAGUGAGAGUAGAUUAAAAAAAUAAAAAAAGGGAGAAAAA